Lates calcarifer (barramundi perch) is the source of this 9305-nucleotide messenger RNA. It is a transcript of the gene tecta, whose product is annotated as tectorin alpha. The record is from RefSeq and is a predicted model, not a curated record. Gene Ontology annotation, biological process: cell-matrix adhesion. The transcript has 23 exons. Gene Ontology annotation, molecular function: protein binding. Lineage: Eukaryota; Metazoa; Chordata; Actinopteri; Centropomidae. Bases 1 to 6597 code for a protein of 2198 amino acids.
AUGGUCAGGCCAGGCUGUCCAGUCAUUCUGCUCCACCUCUUCAGCAUCUUUGCACAGAUGGGAGCAAGUACUCAGGAUAUCCUGUAUCCAUAUGGACCCAGCCACAGGGACCUAGAGACCCCCAAGAUGGAUGAUGGGAGUUCUCCUGAAAUUGUUUUGCUCAUUCCCUUCAUUUUCUUCAACGUCCCCUACCGUUCCAUUUAUGUCAACAACAAUGGUGUGAUCUCCUUCAACGUCCAGGUCAGCCAGUUCACACCAGAGGCUUUUCCCCUGAGCGACAGCAGAUCAUUCAUCGCUCCACUUUGGGCAGAUGUGCACAAUGGCAUCCGUGGAGAUGUCUACUACAGAGAGAGCACUGAACCAGAAAUACUGGAAAGGGCGACGCAAGAUGUCCGGAAGUACUUCAAAAACAUGCCCACCUUCACUGCUACCUGGGCCUUUAUUGCAACAUGGCACCAAGUCACCUUCUAUGGAGGAAGCCAGACAACCCCGGUGAACACAUUCCAAACUGUACUAAUCUCAGAUGGCGUAGCAUUCUUCAGUAUGUUCAACUACGGUGAAAUCACAUGGAGCACAGGAACAGCCAGUGGUGGAGAUCCUCUAACAGGACUGGGUGGGACAACAGCUCAGUCAGGUUUUAAUGGUGGAGACAUUGGUCACUUCUUCAACCUGCCGGGCUCACGGUCAAAUGAUGUAGUGAACAUUGAACAGACAACCAAUGUAAAUAUUCCUGGACGAUGGUUCUUCCGCGUAGACACUGAACUGAUAGACCCUGCCAAUGGCUGCAGCUACAAUGGGCGUUAUUACAGACGAGGAGAAAUCUUCUGGUUAUCUGAUCAGUGCUCACAGCGAUGCCGCUGCCUUGACAUCGACAAUGAGGUUCACUGCCAAGAAGCUCCAUGCGGGCAACUGGAGACAUGCGAGCAACAAGAAGGAGCCUUUUACUGCCAGCCGACUCGUACCAGCACUUGCGUGGUAUUUGGCGACCCGCAUUACCACACAUUCGAUGGCUUACUCUAUCACUUCCAGGGUACCUGCUCCUACCUGCUGGCUCGGCCCUGCUGGGAGAUGGCAGGGCUGCCAUUCUUCAGCGUGGAGGCCAAAAAUGAGAACCGUGGAGUCGCCUCUGUUUCGUGGCUCAGAGAUGUUACGGUGGAGGUGUAUGGUCACCGAGUCAUGUUACCAAAAGGCAGUUUUGGAACAGUCCAGGUGGAUGGCUUGAUGAAGACUUUACCAGUCCAACUCCAGCUUGGUGCUAUCAGGGUUUAUCAGUCUGGGGUUGCCGUUGCUUUAGAAACAGACUUUGGACUCUUGGUAACCUAUGACGGCCAACACUAUGCAUCCAUCUCCCUACCCAGCUCCUACUUCAACAACACUUGCGGCCUUUGUGGUAACUAUAACGAUGACCCUGCUGAUGAUCCUGUGCUACCUGAUGGCUCUUUAGCAGAAAGUGUAGUGGAGUUGGGGGGCAGCUGGCGAGCAGAGGACAUGGACUGGAGGUGUACGGAUGGCUGCGCCCAGAACUGUAGCGUGUGCGACCCCGUCACUGAAGCCUUCUACUUUCGCUCGGACUACUGUGGGCUCAUCAACAAAACUGAUGGACCGUUUAGGGACUGCAGAGCCGUAGUGGACCCUACAGCCUUUGUGUAUAGCUGCGUUUAUGACAUGUGCAGCAACAGGGAUAACAUCACCACACUGUGCCAAGCUAUCCAGGCCUACGCUCUAGCCUGUCAGGCCCUGGGUGUUACGAUACGACCCUGGAGAUCUCGCACCUUCUGUGCUUUGUCAUGUCCAGAGUACAGCCAUUACCAAGUGUGCACAAGUGCCUGUCCAGCCUCCUGCUCAGACCUCACUGCUCCUUUGUAUUGUGUCCAUCCUUGCACCGAGGGCUGCCAGUGUGACCAAGGCUAUGUUCUCAGUGGCAGCCGUUGUGUGCAGCGUGAAGACUGUGGCUGUGAGUACAAUGGCCUCUAUUACCCCCUUAAUGACACUUUCUGGGCAGGCCCCAGCGGUGAAGAAGGCGAAUGUGCCCUCCACUGCACCUGUGGGCCUGCUGGAGAGGUCUCCUGCUUCAAUGCAUCCUGUAAGGAGGGUGAGGUGUGUGUGGCAGAGGUAGGCCUGCUGGGUUGCUACCCUCGGAGGGAAGGAGUGUGCUCAAUCACCCAGAACUCAGUGACAUCCUCCUUUGAUGGCACCUUCCUGCUGUUCCCAGAUGACAGCUCUUACUACCUCCUGAAGCUGUGUGGUCCGGUACCAGCUAAUGGCUCAGUGGUGGAAGUGAAAAUAGGCAGGCGGCUGGUCAACAAAGGCCCCGCUUGGAAAAGACCUGUUGUAGUUACAGUGGCUAACCUGGAAGCUCAGAUGGGAGGGAUGGACUUUGACACAGUGAAGGUGAAUGGUGAACAAGUGGCACUUCCAUAUGUCCAUCCAAUGGAUAAAAUGAUGAUCUACAGGGCGCCAGGCAAUGCUACAGUGGUGGAGUCCCAUGGUCUGCUUCGGGUCCACUACACACGCCAAGGAUUCCUCAACAUCUCCCUCUCCACCCUCUUCUACAAUGUUACUUGUGGUCUAUGUGGCGUCUUCAAUAGCAAUGCUACAGAUGACCUUCGCCUCCCUAAUGGACGCCUGGCGGAGUCUACUGAACAGUUCACUGAGGGUUGGCGGUCCAUUGCUGAUGACCUCACUUGUAAUGGGGACUGUGAUGACCUGUAUCGCAUGUGCACAGACUUGCGUCUCUACCAGAGUCCUUGGAUGUGUGGCAACAUCAAUGACCCAGGGAAUAGUUCAUUUCUGGCAUGUCACGCUGUGGUCAACCCCUCACCAUUCUUCAGGAAUUGCUUAUACAACAUGUGUGUAAAGGAAGGGAACCGUUCGGCCCUGUGUUCCUCACUGCAGGCCUAUGCUACCGCCUGUCAGGAUGCUCAAGUAGGCCUCACUUCCUGGAGGAGUGCCACCAACUGCCCUCUUCCCUGUCCAGAGAACAGUCACUUUGAUGAGUGCACCAGCGCCUGCCCUCUGACCUGCGCCAACUUGGAUGAACCUGAAGAGCCGUGUCCUCUGCCAUGCCAAGAGGGGUGUCAGUGUGAGGAGGGCUUUGCGCUGCGGGAUGGCCUGUGUGUGGCACGUAGCGACUGUGGCUGCAUGAGCCACGGGCGCCAGCUGGCUACUAAUCAGACUUUCUGGACAGACUGGGAAUGCCAGGAGCGCUGCUACUGCAAUGGCUCUGACAACAGUGUAUACUGUCAGCUCGCGCCCUGUCAUCCUGAGGAGUACUGCCAAGAGAAUGACGGCCUGUAUUUUUGCCAGCCUCGCACUGAGGCCCUGUGUGUGGCUGCUGGUUAUGGACAUUUUCUGCCCUUUGGUGGCGUACCGUUUGAGCUGCAGAGCUCUUGCACUCUUAGGAUGGCCACCAGCAACUGUGGGAGAGAUAACGGGGACCAUACUGCCAUCACUGGAACUUUUCCCCAAUUCAAACUGGCAGCUCGUAAUGAGGAGAGAGACACAGGCCAGGCCAUUUGGGUGAGGGGCUUUGUACUGGAGGUCUACGAUUAUGAGAUUGAAGUCUCCCGAACCUAUAAAAACACUGUUACAGUGAAUAAGGAGCGUUUGUUCCUUCCUCUGAAGCUGGGCCCAGGAAAGAUCAACAUCUUCACUUUGGGCAUGCAGCUCAUUCUGGAGACAGACUUUGGCCUGAAGGUGGCCUUUGACUGGAACACUCUCCUCCUGUUGACUUUGCCACGCAACCUCUACAAGACCUGCUGCGGCCUCUGUCAGGGCAUGCCGCUAUCCCCACCCACCCUCACCACCACCGACUGGGGCAUGGCCUGGGCAGAGAGGGACACCUUCUGCCAGGUGGGCUGUGGAGACUCCUGCCCUCGCUGUGGCCUGGGAGAGAAAAGCGCGCAAAACGACGGCCCGCUCAUGGUGGCUGAUGCCAACAUGAACAUGGGAACUGAGAAUGGGGCAAACGAGGUCAACACGGGCAUACGUUUCCACAUUGGAGAUGGACUGUAUGUGUUUGUGGAGCCUGAGGCGGUGAGGCUGUGUGGGCUAAUUGUGGAUCGAGGCGGCGUGUUUGCACGCUGUCACAGCAAGGUGGCGCCAGCCUUCUUUUACCAAAGCUGCCUGCAGGACACCUGCUUGGACCAGGGAGCACAGGAUACAAUCUGUAACUGGCUGCAGAUCUAUGCCAGCACCUGUCAGACCCAAGGAGUGCCCGUCACUGGCUGGAGGAGUGAUACACCAUGUGUCCAGAGCUGUCCACCUAACAGCCAUUACUCCAGUUGCAUGUCGGUUUGCCCGCCCCAGUGCGCCCCAGCCCGUGGCCAGAGGGACUGCAGCCAGGACUGUGUGGAGGGCUGCCAGUGUGACCAGGGCUACGUGCUCAACGGCAAGAGCUGCAUCCUGCCUCAGAACUGUGGCUGCUACACCGAUGGCAAGUACUAUGAGCCCAAACAGCUGUUUUGGAACAGCGACUGUACCAAACGCUGCCAGUGCAUCGGACGAAACCUGAUCCAGUGCGACCCUCGGCGCUGUAAGGCCGAGGAAGAGUGCACCCUGCGGUACGGAGUGCGGGGCUGUUUUGCGCGACGCUCCCAGCACUGCGUGGCGUCGGGCGGUGGGGUCUUCAGGACCUUCGACGGGGCGUCGCUACGACUCCCGGCCUCUUGCUCCUUCGUCCUGUCCACCAACUGCCACAAGCUGCCCGACCUCUCCUUCCAGCUCAUCGCUAACUUCGAUAAAUGGAGCACGCCCAACCUCACCACCAUCUCCCAUGUCUACCUUUACAUCAACGAGGAGAACAUACUCAUCUCUGGCAGCACAAUCAAGGUCAACGGUACACCAGUAUCAGUACCGUUUCUAACAGGGCUGAUGACACGUCUGUCCACAUCCGAAGGUUUCAUCGUCAUCGACACGCCCCAGGACAUCCAGGUCCGAUACAACCGCUUCAACACCCUGAGCAUCACGAUGGGCCAGCGGCUCCAGAACAAAGUCUGUGGCCUUUGUGGGAAUUUCAACGGAGACCCCAGUGACGACUACAUCACCUCAAGAGGCAAGCCGGCUGUCAGCGCCCUGGAGCUGGCCCAGAGCUGGAAGACCAACGGUAUGCAGAACAGUUGUGAUGAGACCCAGUACGUGGCUCUGGCCCAGUCUUGUGACAACACAGCGGUGUUGGCGCUGCAAGGUGAAGACGCCUGUCAGAAGCUCACCCUGACGAAAAGCUUCUUCCAGCCGUGCCACGGCCUGCUGGAUCCUCGGCCCUUCUACCAGUCCUGCUACCUGGACGGCUGCUACAAUCACCGCAAGGCUCAGGUCUGCGGCUCGCUGGCGGCCUACGCCGAGGCCUGCCGCUCCAUGGGCACCCUCACCACCAAGUGGAUCACCCAAGAGAACUGCUCAGAAUGGAUCUACGACCCCUGUGCGGGAGAGAUCUGCACAAACUUCACCUGUGAGCUGGAGAACGGAGGCGACCUGUGUGGCUGUCCAGAAUUACCCACCAGCACUGGAGGCGAUGAUGACAUCAUACAGGCGGAGGUGACCUGUAAGCACGCUCAGAUGGAGGUUUCCAUCUCCAAGUGUAAGCUCUUCCAGCUGGGUUUUGAACGAGAGGACGUACGGAUCAACGACGAGCACUGCGCUGGCAUCGAGGGAGAGGACUUCAUCUCUUUCCACAUCAACAACACUAAGGGACACUGCGGCUCCAUCGUGCAGUCAAAUGGCACACACAUCAUGUAUAAAAACACAGUGUGGAUAGAGAGCGUGAACAACACCGGGAACGUCAUCACCAGAGACAAAACCAUCAAUGUGGAGUUUUCCUGCGCUUACGAACUGGACCUGAAGAUCUCACUGGAGACUGUCCUCAAGCCCAUGCUCAGUGUGAUUAACCUCACCUUACCGACCCAAGAAGGAAACUUCAUCACCAAGAUGGCUCUGUAUAAAAACUCCUCGUACCGGCAUCCGUACAGGGAGGGGGAGGUGGUGCUCAGCACACGGGACAUCCUCUUUGUGGGCGUCUUUGUGGAAGGGGCAGAUGAAAAUCAGCUCAUCCUCAUAGUGAACAUGUGCUGGGCCACACCGUCCCGCUACAGCAGCGACCGACUCCGCUACAUCAUCAUAGAGAGGGGGUGUCCAAACAUUAAAGACAACACCAUCGGCAUGGCAGAGAACGGCGUAUCACUCACCUGUCGCUUCCACGUCACCGUCUUCAAGUUCAUCGGAGAUUACGACGAGGUCCACCUCCACUGUGACGUCACCCUGUGUGACUCAGAAACUAACGCCUGCAAAGUGAACUGUCCACACAAGAGAAGAAUGUACUCAGAAGACAGCGACCAUAAAGAGCACAUACUGACUGUGGGACCCAUAAGAAGGAGAGAGUCAGACUGGUGUGAGGACAACAAUGGAGGCUGUGAGCAGAUCUGCACCAGUAAGGGAACUGGGCCAGUCUGCAGCUGUGUGACUGGGAUGCUGCAACAAGACGGGAAAAGCUGCCGGACUGUGAGCUCGAGCUGUAACGUUACACCUGUGGUUCCUCUGCUGAUUGUCAGCGCUGCGAUCUCCGUGUUCCUGGCUCGUAUUCACGCUCCUCUCUUCUCCUAACACCCCGAGAGCAGAGGAGGGCAACGAAUCAAACAGAUCAAACACAUAAAAGACUUGAAGAUGCACAACGUAUCAGCGUUGAUUAGCCCGUAGAUCAGCCGUGCGUGCCAGUCAGAGAAUCUAGACAGAAUACACUGUACAUUCACAAAUCUUUGAAUCCAAAUAACAGCAGUACAAGUGAGGGUUAAGUCUGCUUUCGAGACGUGUGGACAGUCAGUCCUGUUUCUCUUCUCUCCACUUCACAGUGUGGUAUUCUUCUCCACUUCUUCCAUUACUCACAUACAUGUCAUCAUGUAUUAUCGGUCACUUAAAGCCACUAUAUGUAGAAUUUUUAUCUGAUUAUAACGUCUUUUAGAAUAUUCUGAUGUUGUCUGUAGAGAAAACGAAUGCAUUGAUGUAUGCCACAGUGUCUUUUUUUUUUUUUUAACUCCCACUGGAUGACGCCAAAGAAAAUGUUCUAAUCCUACUCGUAGUGGGUUUAAUGUAUAUUUAAUGUAAGACAACUAAAACUACAUGGUUAUGGUUUGGGAAGGAGGUCAGUUAAAUAACAAAAAUCUCAAUUAAAUGAAAGAAACACAGGAUGUGAACCCAGGACACUGGUGUGGAGGAUAAAUGUCCAACUUCCUGACCUCUGCGCUCUGUCUUUACAUUCCUGUCAACAACACUUUACGAACAUUGCCACUGAAUGUAAAUCACCAAUACAGAAUAGUGUCAUGAUGAACAUAAUUGCCAAGAGACGGGGUGGCAUUGUCUGAUACUAACAUCUGAUCACAGGUCUGUGCAUUUACACCUGGUAUUAAUAAGUGUUCUCAUUAUCUUGGUCAUGCCUGGCGUUGAUUGACUCAACAUGCAAAUACUAGUUAAGUGGAGCAAGAAAUGCGCCAACAAACAGAAUGUAUGGCAGGUAAAGGACAGCCUCGCAGGAUAAAUUCAGUUUCUCUGUUAUACUGCAAGAUGUGAUUAACUUCAAACUUUCCACCCAAUCACUCAAACAGUUGAACUGCACGUGCAUGUUAACAAGAGCUGUUCAACUCAUCUCCUUCUACCUGAGGGCCACAAACCUAUCAAUCGCCGCUCAUAUUACUGAAGAGCUUCUCAUUUAAUCAAUACGUUUGUUUACAGAAAAUUUUCAGAUUUUCUGCUUUAUCUUACAGGAUAAUAAACUGAAUAGCUCUGGAGUUUAGACUGUGAGUCAAACAAAACAAGAAAAAACAAAACAAGAAAUAAUUUAUUGAUUCCUUGAGAAAAUAAUCAGCAGAUUAAUGGACCAGUGUGUAGGAUUUAGGGGAAUCUAUUCGCAUAAAUGGAAAAUAGAAUUCAUUAAUCACCUGUAAUUAAGAAUCUUUUCAUCAUCUUAGACUGAUACCUUCAUCUCUCCACAGAGAGCAGGUCUUCUUCCACAGAGUCCACUAUGCCAUCUGCAAUCUCACCACUAGGUGGCACUAACUCCUGCACACUGGUCCUUUAAUCGAUAAUGGUACUAAUCAUUACAUCCAGCACUAAAAGCAGCAGACUGGCACAUGUCCUGCAUAAAUAUCCACUGAUAGUGCCUUUAAGAACAGUCAAGAAUUUCAAUUGAUCUCCGUGGGAACAAGUCUUACAAGUCGAAAUUGAUGUUGCUCUUGUAUGGGCUCUACUUCAUCAUGCCUGUUGCUAGAGAGAACAGGAUGAGACAUAGCUCGUUGACGUUUACACAUAUUUGGCAUAGCAGUAUGUACUCACCACCUCCAGAUAUGGUUUCAUUGGAGAUGCAAUGCAUUGAGUGUGUAUUCACACCGUGUGUUUUUCCAUAUCCAGAUAGAUUAUUACCAGGUGUACAUGUCCUCUAAACGUCCUGCUCUGAUAGUGUCUGUAAUUAAAGCGUGUGAAUAUAAACUCUACUGACUGCCUGUUGUUGAACCGUACAUCUACUGGCUGCCUUUAACCAGAGCAGAGCUGAUCUAUUUACUUCCUAUUUGACCUCCAGACCAACUACUGUAAUUACAGAGUUUACUAUUCUAAACUAGCAAACUCUACACAGAAAAAAGGCGGUGGAUCGUGUAUUUCAUAAUGCAAACAGUGGCAGAGUACACUGUAAACAAGUGGUCUACAUUUAUGUUGGAUGACAAAGUGGAGUUUAUGAAUGAAGUGAGUAUUUAUGUGUGAGGAGAGCGCCUUGUGAAAUGAAUACUCUAAUAUUUUAAGCUCAGAUGUUAGUGUCAUAGCUUCGUGCCCAGGAUGUGUUGUGGCUGUAAAAUAUGCAAUCAGUUGUGCCAUUAAAAUAUUUCUUCAAUUCUGUCUUAAUCAGUCAUAGUUUCCUCAUGUAUUUUCUGACACCACUCUCAUACAUACUGACUGAUUCUGAACAUCAGGACUGGACAUGUGAGGAUAUAAUGCUUUAAUACUGUCAACAGAGUGAGUACUGGACUCUCCGAGUACAGUCCCCCGUCAACUUCUUUCUAUUUGGCACCUUAUUUUAUAAAUGUCACCUUCAGUGUUCUUCACUGAAGCCAGAUGAAAUUCUCCGUUUUGGUGUAGUUGCUAGCUAUUAGCUCUUUUUUUUUUUUUGCUACAUUCUGUGUACAAAUGUACAGUCAUUGUCAGUUUGGUGGUUUAUGUCUUGACUGUUUUUAAUAAUCAGUAUCUUUUUGUGUGUGUUUAAAAACGUGACCAAAAGAUGUUUUAUCCUUUGAGAGCGAGCGUCACCCUACCGUAAAUAAAUGAAGAAG